Cannabis sativa is the source of this 1458-nucleotide messenger RNA. RefSeq lists its product as uncharacterized. The transcript is spliced from 2 exons. Gene Ontology annotation, molecular function: protein binding; RNA binding. NCBI's taxonomy places the organism in Eukaryota, Viridiplantae, Streptophyta, Magnoliopsida, Rosales, Cannabaceae. The record is from RefSeq and is a predicted model, not a curated record. Gene Ontology annotation, cellular component: catalytic step 2 spliceosome. Bases 175 to 1215 code for a protein of 346 amino acids.
UGAGAAUGAGAUGAAUCCAAUAAGUAAUAACACUUUGCGCCAUCGAGCUUGGUUAUGCACUGCAACUGUAACUGUGUGUGUGUGUAGAAGUAGAACAACCAAACCCAUUGGCCGACUCUUCGCUCUAGGGUUUACCACCGAAUCACUCUCUCAUUUCAGCCAAAAAGAUCAAAGAUGAUGCAGGUUCAUCCUACAGAAAGUGAAAGUGCUUUAUCUGUAGUUGGUCCAAGGCCAAUGGAAUGGGCUGCUGUUCCGUAUAAUGCUUCUCAAGCACCUGGCCAAAAUGGAAAGCAAAGAACUUCUAGUUUGGAAUCACCAAUCAUGUUACUGACUGGUCAUCAGAGUGCUAUAUACACAAUGAAGUUUAACCCAGCUGGAACAGUGAUUGCAUCUGGUUCUCACGACAGAGAAAUUUUCUUAUGGCAUGUCAAUGGUGAAUGUAAGAACUUUAUGGUCUUAAAAGGACACAAGAAUGCAGUUUUGGAUCUUCAGUGGACUACUGAUGGGUCCCAGAUCAUAUCUGCUAGUCCAGACAAAACUCUCAGGGCAUGGGAUGUUGAAACAGGGAGACAAAUAAAAAAGAUGGCAGAACAUUCGUCGUUUGUGAAUUCUUGUUGCCCAACCCGCAGGGGACCUCCUCUCAUAGUGAGUGGAUCUGAUGAUGGAACUGCCAAACUAUGGGAUAUGCGUCAAAGGGGUGCAAUCCAAACAUUUCCUGAUAAGUAUCAAAUUACUGCUGUGAGCUUCUCAGAUGCAUCAGAUAAGAUCUUCACAGGUGGUAUUGACAAUGAUGUUAAGGUCUGGGACUUGCGUAAGGGCGAAGUAAUGAUGACUCUUCAAGGGCAUCAAGAUAUGAUAACAGGUAUGUCAUUAAGCCCUGAUGGUUCCUAUCUUCUUACUAACGGAAUGGACUGCAAGCUCUGCAUUUGGGACAUGCGACCCUAUGCACCCCAGAACCGUUGUGUGAAGAUAAUGGAAGGCCACCAGCACAACUUUGAAAAGAACUUGUUGAAAUGUAACUGGUCUGCGGAUGGAAGCAAAGUCACUUCUGGAAGUUCUGACAGGAUGGUUUACAUAUGGGAUACUACUUCCCGACGCAUCUUGUAUAAACUCCCAGGACACAUUGGAUCGGUGAACGAGUGUGUCUUCCACCCAACUGAACCAAUCAUUGGAUCUUGCAGUAGCGAUAAGCAGAUUUAUCUCGGGGAGAUAUAAGCGGCGGUGAAAGUUUUAGCUACAUGAACAAGAAGUAAGUUUUGAGAGAGGAGCUUGUAUGACGAAAACCUAGUAUUGAAAUUGAAAAUUGAAAUGUGAGUAAUGUAGUGUUGUACAAACAUUUUGAUGAAAAUCUUUUACCAUUAUGGAAUAUUGUUAGUAGAGAAGUAGAAUUUGACAUUUCUUUCUAAUAUGCUAAUGGAAAUGAAAAUGGUAAUGGUUAUGUUUAUGACCAACUCCAAA